AUGCGACAUCUUCGAGGUCCUACCCAAUCUCAUUCUGUGCAACUUCCCAUCGAGAUCUGGGAGCGCGUCAUCGACUUUCUAGCAGAAGACAUUCACGGAAUAUCAUCGGGCACGGAUGACGCUUUGAACAGAUUUGCCACCGUUUGUCGGGCAUGGGAACCCAGGUGUCGUUUUCAUCUUUACCGGAAUGUACGGAUGCACGACAAGGGCCAGGUUUCUGGUAUUGCGAAGAUGAUUCGCAAACAUCGCUACCUCCAGAACGCUAUCCAUCUUGUUCAUUUCGAUCGAAUGGACGCGAUGGGCCUAUUCGCGACGAUGAUGGUCCGGAAAUUGCCUUCUCUACAGAUGAUUGGUAUCCGUGGUCCAACAGAAUGGAAGUCUGGACUCAUGCACGCUGACGUGCCAAUGUUCCUCGCCACUUUUACCUCGAUUACUCGCCUGUCUCUCAAGUGGGUGACGUUUCCGUCUGUCGUCGUAUUUGGACGGCUGGUCUGCGCACUACCAAACUUGACGUAUCUCCAAUGCCAGUGGCUCACUUUCCGUGCCGAUGGUCGGGCUACACCACCUAAACAUAAUGCUAUCACAGAAGUCCAUUUAAGUGGCUUGGGCUCUGACACGAUCCCAUUUCUGCUCACGACAUCUAUAAGUCAUGGACUUAAACGCUUGACUCUUGAGGAUAUCCAAGACGAAGAUAUGCGUUUUGAUCGCAUCCAGCAACUCCUGGAAGGUGUCGGAGAAUCCCUUUUGAGUGUUCAUCUUCAUCCUGACCCGUACGCAAAAUUUUUAACGGGGUCUAAGAUUCAUCUUGGACAUAAUCCACAUCUGGAAGUCUUUGAGUUCACGUCGCGCUUUCCCACUGAAGAUCCGGAUUCUUUGCAUCAUUUACUCUCGGGGAUUUCCCCUUCGAAGCUCCGUGAAGUAUCUAUAACCGUCAUCGUAGAACUUGUCGAUUUUAGCAGAGAUGUGACGCUUGCGCAAGUCCUCUCUGUCUUUCGUGAUGAUGUUUAUGUCAAAGUUGAUCAGCUCUUAUCUCAUUCACGUUUCACUAAAUUCCGUGCAAUCACCUUCACGCUUAUGCUUGAAGCUCGCCUACAUGUCGAUGUUCCUAGCCUUAUACCGUCUGAACAUGACUGGUGGCAAUGCAUUUCAUUGCGAUUUCCGCACCUGUGUGCGCAGGAAAGGCUCCGAACACAAAUUGUCACUGAGGAUCGAUGGGUACAGGGCGGAAGUGGCUACUAUAAGCCAAUUGUAUGA
Molecule: messenger RNA, 1254 nt
Organism: Fibroporia radiculosa
Lineage: Eukaryota; Fungi; Basidiomycota; Agaricomycetes; Polyporales; Fibroporiaceae
Exons: 3
Coding region: 1-1254 (417 amino acids)
Source: RefSeq, a predicted model, not a curated record